Colletotrichum karsti is the source of this 1776-nucleotide messenger RNA. RefSeq names its product dimethylaniline monooxygenase. The record is from RefSeq and is a predicted model, not a curated record. Gene Ontology annotation, molecular function: flavin adenine dinucleotide binding; NADP binding. The transcript is spliced from 2 exons. Bases 1 to 1776 code for a protein of 591 amino acids. NCBI's taxonomy places the organism in Eukaryota, Fungi, Ascomycota, Sordariomycetes, Glomerellales, Glomerellaceae.
AUGGCACCCACUGUCGACACUCUCAUCAUCGGCGCCGGGCCGAGUGGCCUUUGUGCCGCAAAGACCCUUCUUCAACGAGAUCCGUCGUCCGACAUUCUGCUCGUCGAUGGACGGGCCAGCGUUGGCGGGGUCUGGUCCAAGGAGCAGAUCUACCCGAACCUAAAGACGAACAACUUCACCACCGCCAUCGACUUCUCCGACUUCCCGAUGGACCUCGAGGCCUACGGUCUGAAAGAAAAGCAACACGUCCCCGGGUCCGUGAUGCACGAGUACCUCGUCUCCUACGCCAAACACUUCGGCGUGUAUGAGAAGGUGCAGCUCAACACCCAGGUCAUCCGAAUCACCCGACCCGAUGGCGAGGAAUGGUAUAUAGACGUGGACCACAAUGGAGAGGCCAAGACGAUAUCUUGCAACCGUCUGAUCGUCGCGACCGGCGUUCUUACUGUUCCGCACAUGCCCGACUUCAAGGGUUCCGAGGAGUUCGAUGCGCCCAUCGUGCACUCGUCCGACCUCGGGCCACGGAGCGACCUCUUCUCAUCGCCCGAUAUCAACACAGUUGCCGUUCUGGGUGGGAGCAAAUCAGCGUACGACGCCGUGCAUCUGGCCGCGUCCACCGGGCACAAGGUCCGUUGGGUGAUCCGCCGCUCGGGGCGGGGUCCGGCGUGGGUCUUUACGGCGUUCACGCAACUCGGUCCGUUCAAAGUAUGGAGGGAACGUCUCGUGACCAGACGCAUUGUCGCCUUCAUGUCGCCGUGUAUAUUUCCCGAUAUGUCGGGGCUGACAUGGAUCCGACGGUUCCUGCACGAGAACGCGCUCGGCAGGGUUAUUUCGAAGGCGUUCUGGAAGUUGAUACGCUAUGACACUAUCAAGGACUGUGGAUAUCAGACGCACGAGAAGACCAAGGUGUUGCAGCCCGAGCAGAAUCAGUUCUGGUACGGCACUACUUCUGGUAUUCUUAGUUUCGACGACGACUUCUUCGAAUACGUGCGCAACGGUCAGGUAGAGGUCUACCGCGAAGACCUCGACCACCUUUCCGACCAUAGAGUACACCUCUCUGAUGGCACAUCCUUCCCCGUCGACCUCCUUGUUGCUUCCACCGGUUUCUCUGCCAAACCCACCAUGAACUUCGAACCUGCGUCCCUGCACGCCGAACUCGGUGUUCCGACCACGGAAAUGAGCCCCGAACAAACAGCAUUCUGGAAAGAACAGGACUCGAAGGCCGACGCGGUCAUUGGAGCUCGGUUCCCCCGUCUUCUCGAUGGUCCCUUCCUAAGUCCCACCUCGUCGAAGCCGAAGCCGUUCAAUCCUGGCGCGUCAGUCGAGGUGUCGUACACUCCCUGGCGCCUAUACCGGAGCAUGGCGCCACCGGGUCUCGCGGCGAAAGACGAUCGAUCGCUCAUUUUCCUCGGUGUCUUCAGCAACCUGGCCAACAUCAUGAGACUGGAGGCUCAGUGCCUGUGGUCGCUUGCCUACUUCGAGGGCAAGAUUCCCUCGCUUGACAGGAACAUUCGCGCUGGAACGGUCUACGAGGAAACUGCGCUCCUCCAGAGAUGGGCUCAGCAUCGCGCACCAUACGGACACGGACGGCAGUAUACGGAUAUCGUGUUUGAUCAGUUAGCGUAUUGGGACAUGCUGCUAGGCGAGGUCGGGGUGCAGACACAGAGAAAGCCGAGCAAGUGGGCGGAGUUUUGGGAAUCGUACACGCCUUUGGAUUAUCGAGGAAUGGUGAAGGAAUGGAUGGAUCAGAACCCCAAAUGGGGCAGUGGAAAGGUCUAG